AUGUCAUUCCAGGCACAGUACGACGAGUACCAGCAGACGUUGCAGUCGUUGCAGGACCACGUUGUCUCGUUGGAGAGCCAGCUCUACGAGCACGAGAUCGUCGUCGAGACGUUGAAGGGGGUGCCGGCCGAAAGACGGGCGUGGCGGCUUGACGGCGGGGCGGUUGGCAGCUCGUCUGGGGCGUUGGUGGAGACGAAUGCCGGAGAGGCCCAGAAGAAGCUCGAGGAGACGAUCAAGGGGUUGAAGCAGCUCCGGGAGAAGCUCGAGAAGGAGGCUGCCGGGGUGAAGAAGGAGUUCGAGGAGUGGCGGGUGAAGCACAACGUGAAAGUGGUGCGGUCGAGGUGA
Pichia membranifaciens NRRL Y-2026 is the source of this 345-nucleotide messenger RNA. RefSeq lists its product as hypothetical. Gene Ontology annotation, molecular function: protein folding chaperone. The record is from RefSeq and is a predicted model, not a curated record. Lineage: Eukaryota; Fungi; Ascomycota; Pichiomycetes; Pichiales; Pichiaceae. Gene Ontology annotation, cellular component: cytoplasm; prefoldin complex. The transcript is spliced from 2 exons. Gene Ontology annotation, biological process: protein folding. Bases 1 to 345 code for a protein of 114 amino acids.